AUGAGUUUGCCACUAAACCCAAAACUGUUCAUUACUGGCAUUACUGGUAAGCCAGUAAUGGUGAAACUGAAAUGGGGUAUGGAAUACAAGGGAUACAUGGACCCUGUGAAUGGCUACAUGAACAUGCAGCUUGCCAGUAAAGAAGAGUAUAUUGAUGUGGUUUUGUCUUGCCAUCUUGGAGAAAUUCUAAUAAGGUGCAAUAAUGUACUGUAUAUACGAGGAGUAAGGGAGAAGGAAGAAAAUGUUGAGAUGAGAGAAUAA
Molecule: messenger RNA, 261 nt
Organism: Rana temporaria (common frog)
Lineage: Eukaryota; Metazoa; Chordata; Amphibia; Anura; Ranidae
Product: small nuclear ribonucleoprotein F-like
Exons: 2
Coding region: 1-261 (86 amino acids)
Biological process (GO): mRNA splicing, via spliceosome; spliceosomal snRNP assembly
Cellular component (GO): U1 snRNP; catalytic step 2 spliceosome
Molecular function (GO): RNA binding
Source: RefSeq, a predicted model, not a curated record